Anoplopoma fimbria (sablefish) is the source of this 2036-nucleotide messenger RNA. It is a transcript of the gene ccng1, whose product is annotated as cyclin G1. The transcript has 6 exons. Bases 207 to 1106 code for a protein of 299 amino acids. NCBI's taxonomy places the organism in Eukaryota, Metazoa, Chordata, Actinopteri, Perciformes, Anoplopomatidae. Gene Ontology annotation, cellular component: cyclin-dependent protein kinase holoenzyme complex; cytoplasm; nucleus. Gene Ontology annotation, molecular function: cyclin-dependent protein serine/threonine kinase regulator activity. The record is from RefSeq and is a predicted model, not a curated record. Gene Ontology annotation, biological process: mitotic cell cycle phase transition; regulation of cyclin-dependent protein serine/threonine kinase activity.
UGCCCUUUUCCCCAUCGCUUCACUCCAAGGGUAGGGGGUGUGCAUAGGCAGAAAUUAACUACACUUAAAACUUUCUUUAGUGAAAGUUCACACUUAAAUUUUUUUAUUUUUUAAACAUCUGUUCAAUCCCUCAUUGAAAGUGCGUGGAGGCUGUUUUUUUCCCUGUUUUUUUCCAUCAUAUUAAAGGCAACGUAACUUCACCAAAGAUGCUUGACACAGUGACAGAACCCGGAGCACUGCCCUUUGCAGUUCAGCUGAAGUCCCUGACAGAUCUUGAGGGCCGGUACCAACCAAAGCUGAGCGGCUUGAGGCUCAUCGAGAGCUCCCAGGACAACGGACUCAGGAUGACCAGCAGACUGAGGGAGCUGGAGGUGAAGGACCUGCUCUCUCUGACCAGGUUCUUUGGUUUCAGCUCGGAGACCUUCUCACUGGCCAUCAGCUUGUUGGAUCGAUUCCUCUCCGUGAUGAAGAUUCAACCAAAGCACCUGUCCUGCGUGGGCUUGUGCUGCUUCUACAUUGCUGUGAAGUCUGCAGAAGAGGAGAAGAACGUGCCCCUGGCCAACGAACUGAUCCGCAUCAGUCAGAAGCGCUUUACAGUGUCUGACAUGAUGAGGAUGGAGAAGAUCAUCAUGGAGAAGCUCUACUGGAAGGUGAAGGCCCCCACAGCCCUCCGCUUUCUCCGUCUCUUUCACAGCCACAUCCAGAAGCAGCUCGACGCUGAGAGCCAGCAGAUACUGAGCCUUGAGAGACUGGAGGCUCAACUGAAAGCCUGUCACUGCUCAUUUGUCUUCUCCAAAAUAAAGCCAUCUCUGCUGGCCAUGGCUCUCCUGUGUUAUGAGGCCCAGGAACAACACGACCCUGAGUACACUGAGAAAAUAGCAGAGGCCCUGAAAGGACUGCAGCAGCAGCUGAAUAUCAGAGACGGGGACCUGGUUUGUGUGCGGGAGUUUGUUGGAAAAUGCCUGGCUGAAUAUUCUACCACCAGGUGCUCCAAGCCCAACAGCCAGAGGCUUCGCUGGACUAUUUCGGGAAGAACUGCACGCCAGCUGAAGCACAGCUACUACAAGAUCACUCAUCUUCCCACCAUACCUGAGUCAGCCUAUUAAUCCUGGGGGUACGAACGGGUGACCUUACAUGCAGGGGAAAAUUGCAACUGUCCCUGAAUUGUCUGAGUCCUCUUAAUGGAUGUAACUUUUGGGUGAUUUUCCUGCAGUAUGGUCACCCACGUACAGCUCCAGUUAUUUUCCUUACAGAUCUUCAUCACUGAUGAUGGAGAUCUUUAAGGAAAAGCUUUAAAAAUCUUCCUGAUCUGCCCCGAUGACGAGGAGUAAUGCUUCGUCAGAUAGGUUUAUCUACCGCCAUCCUGCUCAGUUUAACUUUCCUGGUUGAGUGGCUUGCACAAGUGUACAGCAUGUUCUUGAUAAAAAAAUCCGUACCACGGUGUUUGGUAUUUCCUGGAACGGGUUGCUGGUUUUAAGCAAAUAAGUAUAGAACCACCUAGGUCCUCAGUCCACUAUGUGGAAGAGGAGGGAGAAGGAUUUUGUGAAUUGCAAAAAUGAAACAAAGAAAUCGGGCCCAAAAUCCUUAACUCUCACCCUAGGUUGCUAAAAUGUCCUGAUCGCACACUCCUACCCAAGGUGAUGAUUUUUUGUUUUUAUUUUGAUACGGCGAGGGAGCUCUGGUUUUCUCCAGUGAAGUAAGGCUAAUGACGAUCCUGUCAUGUUGACCAUACGGUUUGAACUGAAAUGCCAGUGGUUACAGAUGAGUUGUUUUCACCAAUUCUUAAUUUGUGUACACAGAGUGAUAUAUCACAAUUGAUGUCAAUUAUACGAAGGCUUAUAGCAAAAAAAAAAAAAAAAAAAUUGGUUGUUGCAGUGGAAAUGUGGAUUGCAAUUUGUACUGCGUUUCCCUGUCUAGCUGAAGUUUCUUUUAGUGACAAAAAUAAAUUUGUUCCCAAAUUUAAAAUGGCUUACUGAAUACACCAUCUCGUCGACCUAUGUACUUGUACCUUUCAAUAAAACUUUAUUGAAAAGCUA